Molecule: messenger RNA, 1928 nt
Organism: Peromyscus californicus insignis
Lineage: Eukaryota; Metazoa; Chordata; Mammalia; Rodentia; Cricetidae
Product: olfactory receptor 10-like
Exons: 1
Coding region: 1-936 (311 amino acids)
Biological process (GO): G protein-coupled receptor signaling pathway
Cellular component (GO): membrane
Molecular function (GO): olfactory receptor activity; G protein-coupled receptor activity
Source: RefSeq, a predicted model, not a curated record
AUGGGAAGCUUCAAUGCCAGUUUGGGCAAAGGCUUCAUUUUGGUGGGCUUCUCAGACUGGCCUCAAUUAGAACUCAUUCUUUUCAUCUACAUUUUGAUUUUUUACUCCUUAACUAUCUUUGGCAACACCACCAUCAUUGCUCUUUCCCAACUGGACCUCCGAUUGCACACACCUAUGUACUUUUUUCUCUCCCAUCUCUCCUUCUUGGACCUCUGCUAUACCACAAGCACUGUGCCCCAGCUCCUGAUCAAUAUUGAGGGACAUGACCACACUAUCACAUAUGGAAGGUGUGUGGCCCAGCUCUUCAGCGUCCUUGCCCUGGGCUCCACAGAGAGUAUGCUUCUAGUGGUCAUGGCCUUUGACCGCUAUGCUGCUGUGUGUCGCCCACUCCUCUACACAACUAUUAUGCACCCUCUUCUGUGCCAAGCAUUGGCUAUCUCAUCGUGGGUAGCAGGCCUCGUGAACUCCCUGAUCCAGACAGGUCUCAUGAUGGCUAUGCCUCUCUGUGGCCAUCGACUGAAUCAUUUCUUCUGUGAGAUGCCUGUGUUCCUCAAGUUGGCUUGCAAGGACACAGCUGGAACAGAGGCCAAGAUGUUUGUGGCCAGAGCCAUAAUCUUGGUUUUCCCUGCGACACUGAUUCUAGGAUCCUAUGCACACAUUGCCAGGGCUGUGUUGAAGGUCAAGUCAGUAUCUGGCCGCAGAAAAGCUUUUGGGACUUGUGGAUCACACCUCUUGGUGGUGUCUAUGUUUUAUGGCUCAACCAUCUACACAUACUUGCAACCAAAUGACAGUUAUUCUGAGAAUGAGGGGAAGUUUGUUGCCCUUUUUUAUACCAUAGUCACCCCCAUGCUCAACCCUCUGAUUUAUACCCUGAGAAACAAGGAUGUGAAGGGGGCUCUGUGGAAGGUACUAGGGAGAGGCACAGAAUCAAGGUAGUAAAAAACAACUUUUUUUUCCCUGUGAUAUCUCCAGAAUAAUUGACCCUAUUGGUCUCUAGAAAACAAUCCUUAUGGGCUUGUGGAGAAAAAAGUUUCACUGGAAAAGAGGGGGAGAGGAAAGAAGAUAACAUGGGGUAAAAAUGAUCAAAAUUCAGUAUAUACAUUUAUGAAGUUGUCAGAAAUACUAAAUACAUCCUCAGCAGGCACCCAGACUUGGUGCCUUCCUUGUGGGAAGUUGGAAGUGAGGAUCUCCUGUGGUGCUUUUUAGGUUACUCUCUAGUCAUUACUCAGCAAGGGGUGAGUGAUUGUAUCACAGCUUUCCAAAACAAAAAACAAAAACAUGAGGUCGAGAAGAGUACACUGUGAGAGAGGGGUUGAGAGUGAGAGAAUUAGCUCUGAAUGACUCUUUGCAAAGUCAGAUCCUAACAAGCUCUCCUAUAGUUGGCAGUAUGAUCCAAGGCAGAAGACAUGAGUUUACUGUUUUUUGUUUGUUUGUAUGUUUCUCACUUUUGGUGGUCCUGUCAAAUUCUUGCUGUAUCUGAGUCCAUUUCAAAGGUUUCUUACAGUGUUUACUAUUCUAUGGUACUUGGAGAAAAUAAUCAGAUCAUGAACAGCUGUUUUAUAGAGCAUGUGGCUUUCAGACGGGCUCAUUUACUCAAGAGGAGAAACCUCAAAACCUUUCUCUAGUGACACAUUUCCUUCGAUAAGGCCACACCUCCUAACUUCCCAAACAGUUCCAUCAACUGGAGACCAUAUAUUCAAACAUAUGAACCUGUGGAGGCUAUUCUCAUUCAAACCAACACAGCUUCCUACUGAUGGCCUUGGUAUUUGUGCUGAAAAGUCUAGGAUUUGGCUAUCAUACAUACUUAAGCUUACCCCUUGCUAGAGCUCUGAGUGGUCAAAGCAUCUACCUUACCUUAGUUUUGGUUUCUUUUUCUGUAAAAUAAGCACGAUAUCAAUCACUUUAUCAAUAAUUGAUUUGUAGUGUGU